AACAUUUUAAAUGUUAACACAUUCAAGUGAUAGAACAACUAACCGAAAUGGCAUCCAAAACAUUCUACGCAUUCUUGGCUCAAGCCGUGCUGAUCCAGGCAGCGUUUGCCCAGUGGGUUGGCAACUCCGUGGUAGAUAACAAUGUUGUGGUCAACAAUGGAGCUAAUGCUCUGGGUUGGGCUGGUGGACUGAGCGGUGGUGCUCUUGGUGUGACUGGCUGGAACAAUGGUCUGGGACUGGGCUUAGCUGGCAAUGGACUGGGCUUGGCCAAUGGUUUGGCUGGAGUUGAAGUGGUCGGCGCUGGAUUGGGCUUGAACAACGGACUCGGCUUGGGCACUGGACUCGGCCUGGGUAACGCUGUGUUGGGAGGUCCAGGCUUCAUCGACCUGGUCGGCCUGUCAGCCGGAGGAGUAUUGCCGAUCUCCAGUGUGGGCCCCAUCGUCCCAGCCGGCCUCAACGUGGUGUCAGACAACGCGAUCGAAGGCGCUGUGCUGGUCAGCGGUCAGCUGCCGUUCUUGAGCGCUGUGGCCUUCGAAGGAGCCCUGCCUUCGGCUGGUUCCGGAGCCUCUUCUUGCGGCUGCGGUAACGGCAACAUUGGCAUCGUCAGCGAGACCGGAUCCGUCGCUCUGCUGCCAGCUGCUGGUCUAGGCGCUGGUCUCGGUUUGGGUGCUGGCUUCGGCCUGGGUGCCACUGGUCGUGGUGCUGGUCUCACACGUUCUGCUCCCCUUGGCCUAUACCAGUAAAAACUGAUAUAUCAAACCAAUAAAGCUCUUGAAUUUUAAA
Messenger RNA from Plodia interpunctella (Indianmeal moth), 783 nucleotides. Its product is annotated as chorion class B protein B.L1-like. Gene Ontology annotation, biological process: multicellular organism development; chorion-containing eggshell formation. Gene Ontology annotation, molecular function: structural constituent of egg chorion. The record is from RefSeq and is a predicted model, not a curated record. Lineage: Eukaryota; Metazoa; Arthropoda; Insecta; Lepidoptera; Pyralidae. Bases 48 to 743 code for a protein of 231 amino acids. Gene Ontology annotation, cellular component: egg chorion. The transcript has a single exon.